UGCUCGAGAGGCCCAAAUGACCCUCCAAGACAAAGCCGAGUGCAAAUCCUACUUCAAACACCUUGAGAGCAAGAGUGAUACACACCAUGAGUCGAGUGAGGAUGUUUCGAUUUCUAACAACUUAACCUCUACUCCUCUUGUGUUGUCUUCCUCUUUGCUAGGUUGCUCGGACAUCGACGACGCCAUUGCCAUGGAGAUGAGGGACUCCACUAUAUGUGAGAUGAGCGACUCCACUAUAUGUGAGACGAGCGACUCCACUAUAUGUGAGCUUGAUGAGUGCCUCCACUUCGAGAGCAUGAGUGAUACACCAAGUGAGAUGAGAGUGGUAGUUGAUAGGUCAUGUGAGGCCAUUUUCAAUUCUAACAUCUUACCCUCUACCUCUAGUGUGUUUCCUUGUGUCUCACUAGGUGCCAUGGAUGACGAGACGCCGAUCAUGGAGAAGAUGUACAUGGUGCAUGAAGAUGAUGAUAUCACACCAUGCUUGUUGCUUGAAGAUGAACAUGGAGGCCACAUCGAGCCUACCUCUUCCACAACACCUACCUCAUAUGAGCGGAACUACAAAGGUACAUAUAUGGGUGUUGAUGAUGCCAUGAUCCCACUAGUGGACAUGAUGAAUUGUGAGUGCAUGCAUGAUGAUGAUACAAUUGCUAUGUCACAUGCUCCGUUCUUAUUCCCAUGUGAUGCUUUGCUUGAUAACAUUGUUGACCAUGUGGAAUUACUUGCUUGUGACCAUAUGACCAUGCCAUGCUAUGAGAGUUUCACGUUCUCUCCUUUUGCUUGCAACUUGUCGAACAAUUUCUCUUUCCCAUGUGUUGAUUGCAAUGAGGACAUUGAUGCUUGUGUUGUGACAACCUUGCCGAACAAUUGCUCUUUCCCUAGGUUUGUCGACAACAAUGAUAAAACUUUGAACAUGUUUUGCUCACAAUGCUUGCAAUAUUCUCCCAUUAAUGCAUCCAAAAUAUUGAACACUUGCUCUUUCAAAUGCUUGGUUUGCAAUUAUGUUAAUGUGCUUGUUAGUGAGAUUGCCCCCAUAGCUCUCUCAAAUUUUGGAGACUUUGCAUAUAUCCAUGUUGAGCAUGUUCCCAUGUUUACCCCGCAUAUUCACCAUAUCUAUUAUGAUGCAUUUCUUAACGCUAAUGGUGAUGUGCAAAAGAAAUGGAACAUCAUGAUGGAUGAUGUGUUCAUAUACCAUGCACACACGUUGUUCUUGUUGUCUAACAUGUGUGUAGGUACCCAAACUCCAAUGUCAACCUCGAUUGAGCACGAGUUGACAAAAAGAGCUCUUGAGAGCAUGAUACAAGUGAGAUCCAAUGAGUGGUUUCGCCCACACACUUCGACUACACAAGAUCUCUCAAUGAGAGCACAACGACACUUCGAUAAGGUGACCUCCUUCAACUUGCGCUCUCUUGCUAUACCCAUGGAACUUCGGCUACUCUUUGAGUGUUGCGUUGCUUGUCUUGUGCUAUUGAUAGGGUUCAUGAUAAGUGAUGCCACAUUCAAGAGUUGUUGUCAUCUCCCACCUCUACCCGGUCAUGAUGAGUUAUCGUCGAGGACGACUCUUUUUCAAGUAGGGGGAGAUGAUACGGGGCGACCUUCGGUCUCCACCGCAUCAUGUGCGUCAACAUCUACACGUCAUGCAAAGGUGAAUCUUCUCCUUUAUGCGUUCCUACAAAUGUCUCUCCUGAAUGGUAUGCUACUUCAUCCUACGUCAUAUGACCAUGAUAGGUAUGCAUCACCGAGUAUGGAGGAAGUGGAUGACGCCAUGGAGGCUCGAGGACUCAAGGACAACGUCAAGGUCAUGGGAAGCAUGGAAGAGAUCGUCAAGGAGAAGGGGACGCGCCGCGAAGGCCGGCACUACCGUUCAGGACGACCGGCACUGCCGCCCAUCUCCACCGGCACUGCCGCCCUACCACUACACCUGAGGAUGACGGCCCUGUCGCCCUACCUGCGCCGGCACUACCGCCCCACUGCAAAGAGCAUCAAAUCUGAACCCUUUAUCCCUUUGUAUGCCUAAACUACCCCUCCUUUGUGGCUCCCUAUAUAUAGGCUCCCACCUCCCCCUUCAUUAGGUUAGGAAUGAACUUGAGAGAAUUAGGCUCAUGCCUCCACCAUCCCUUUGGGAUUAGGGUAAUCCCCUCCUUAGAUUAUCCAAAUCUAUUGUACAAGGCCCUCCUUAUAUGAUUAGUCUCUCACACUUGUGAUUCUA
Messenger RNA from Lolium perenne, 2206 nucleotides. The record is from RefSeq and is a predicted model, not a curated record. Lineage: Eukaryota; Viridiplantae; Streptophyta; Magnoliopsida; Poales; Poaceae.